AUGGCAAUGGAUUUAAUUUCAAUGAUGGGUCGUAGUUACAGCAAGCGUGUGCCCUACUGUAAAAGAUUAUUCUACUUUAUUUUGACGAUAUUACUCAGUCUAGAUCUUCCGGUUGUUGUUGGAAAUUGUUCUAAAAGAACUUUAAUCACUAAUACCACGACUGGCGCUAUCCAGGCUGAAGGAUUUAAUGAUAAUCCCAACGGUAUUACGUGCGAAUGGCUCAUAAAAGCCAACGAGAUUACUAGUAGCAUCAAAUUAUCCAUUACUUAUUUCGAGACGAAAUGUUUAGACCAAUUUGUCUAUAUUUACGAUGGCAGUAGCAGCCUUGAGUCUCCUAUGAUUGCAUCAUUGAGUGGCCAUGAUUAUUCGAUAGUUACCGACUAUUAUGCUUAUUCUGGUCAGAUGUUAAUCGUUCUAGUUAGCCAAAGUUCAAUGCAAGGUUUAGGAUUUUCAUCAAAGUACACGAUUACGCCUUGUCCAAACAACUGCUCCAACAGAGGCAACUGCAUUAGUGGUAUAUGUCAAUGCCAAAAUGGCUGGCUUGGUCGUGCAUGCGAUAUCAGAUCGUGCCCUAAUGAUUGUCUAAAAAAUCAAAAUUACGGAUACUGUGAUGCGAAGGAACAGCGGUGUAUUUGUGAUGCUGGAGUUAUUGGAAGAAAUUGUAGCUUAAGACUUGACACAGCAGAUAACUCUGAAGAUAGCUGGAUUGGUGCUACGUUGGAUUUAGAAAACCCUAGAGCUGGUCAUGCGGGAAUUUACGUCCGAAAAAGCCAAACGGUUUGGGUUUUUGGAGGUUUUUCUCUUGCCAAUGGAACUAUUGAUAGUUUAUGUAAAUACUCUCUCUUAACUAAUGCAUGGACAACUGUAACACUUGAAAGUCCUCGACCUGCCGGGCGAAGGUUUCAUACCAUUGCUAACUUUAAUGAUCACCUACUGAUGUUUGGCGGUGAACUAUCGAAUGGCGAAUUAACGAAUGAGUUGUGGCUAUUUAAUACCACUUCUGAGCACUGGAGUUUAUUGACAAUCAAAAAUUCAGAAGCACCAGAACCUAUGGCCUCUCAUACUGCUACUUUAGUAGAAAAUAAAUUGGUUAUUAUUGGAGGACGGCGAGUAGAUGGUAAUAUCGCAAAUCCCAAUGCUUACAUGCUAGAUUUAUCUCAUGGUUUAGACAAAGCCAAAUGGUUUUUGUUUUACACACUGGGAGAUCCAUAUGGUGCAAAACGUCUUAUUGGUCACACCACAGUUUAUUACAAACCUAUGAAAUCUUUAAUUAUCUUUGGCGGAUGGAAAUUAAACUAUAAAAGUGUUGGAUCUAUGCAAAAUACUAUUUAUGCUUUACACUUUCAAUCCGGACUGUGGACCAAGAUCGAAGAUAAAGAUGUAGCUCCAUUGACUGCGUCCCCUCCAAUGGCUUAUCAUACGACAACGCUAGUGCAUAACUAUUUACUUAUUUAUGGUGGUAGCCCCAAAUUUUCCAAUACUGAUCAAAAAUGUAUUAAUGACAAAUUGUACAUCUUCCAUCUUGAUUGCCAUCAAUGGGUAAAAACUUCACUAUUUACCAAGUCAAUCACUUUAAGUGGUCGAUCAUCUCAUGUAGCACUGGGUAUAGAUGAUAAAUUGAUGCUAAUUAUUGGUGGCUUCUCUGGUACUAUCACUAAUCAAGUUGUAGCUUACAAAAUACCACCGACGAUAUCUACAAGAAUCAAUAAAAAAUCAGAUAAAUACUCCAUUACCUUAAACGAUGGUUCGCAUAUCUAUUCACAUUGCCUAUCGCAUGAAGAUUAUUCAUGUUUAGACGAUCUCAACUGUGUACAAUGUAACGAGCUUAAUUCAACAAGUUUAGCCAGUAGUUCAUUGUCGUCACUUUGCCUUAGCAGAAGCGAAAUUAGUCGUUAUAAAAGGCUUAAAAUCUGCAAAUCUACUUGGCGCCUUCCAACUUGUUCCAAUCCUUGCAAACUUUUUCAAUCUUGCCAAACUUGUAAUACUUUUAGUGGCAAUUUAUGCUAUUGGUGUAGUUCUAGUAAAACUUGCAAUGAAAAUAGUAUUUCAUGUCCAAAAUUUGCUGGGUUAGCCAGUAAUAUAUCAUCUUACGUAAAAGAUGCUGAUCAGUGCAUCACCCAAGACAUAGAAGUUGGAUUAACAAUAACUCGACAUUACCGACGUUAUACAAGCAAUUUGCUACCCUAUUACAAUUUUACAAUCGUAGAUGAUUUAUUCUUUACACCAACAGCUCUUACAACAUGGGCGAUUAAUUCGAAUAUAAAGAAUAAUCCAGCCAUCCAACUUCGUGGACAGUUCUAUCCGUAUCAAAUUCCUUCACAAGAUAGCCAAUUUCAGUUUCGUCUUGGAAGCUCUUACCAAUCUUGUGAUUUAAAAUUUGGAACUACUUCUGAUCCAACAAAUUUGAAAACUGUAGGUCGAGUAGGUUACAAAGAUCAAUAUUAUGAAUCUGUUACUAUCCCUCAUGGCUCAGAACCAAACGUUUUGUCUACUAAUGGGGAACCCAAUCAAAAGUAUGCUUUACAAAUUAAAUGUACCCCUUGGAACGAAGAUCCUGAAGUGAGUGAGGCUCGAUUGCGAUUAGAAUGGAAUGCAGGAAUUAAAUCCCAGAAAGCGAAGGUUAUAACGCAAAGAGUUCUAGAACCAUAUCGAUUCGGCAAUUGUUUAAUUUACUCAGACUGUAUGACUUGUAUUUCCGAUAGUAGUUGUGCAUGGUGUCCAAUUAAAUCCUCAUGCUUACUUCGAGAAGGAAAUACUUCUUGUCGACCACAUCAUAGUGAUAGUGCUUAUUUGAUCUACAGUAAAAAUCUAUGUAUGACAUGUCAGGAUCACUUUACAUGUGGUAGUUGCACCUCGGCUAAUUGUGUAUGGUUACCGACAACUUCAAAAUGUGUUGGUGUGAAAAUUCACACAGGGGUCAAGUAUGUUGAUUCUAAUGAGUUAUGUAAGCCAUCAUGUGCGAAAAGAAAAAGUUGUAGCUCAUGUCUGUCUGAUCAAAGUUGUGGUUGGUGCUAUAACUUAAAUCGAUGCUAUGAUCGACAUACCCGUGCGAGUACCUUUCGAUUUGGCGAAUGUUCAGACUGGCAAAUUGGAGCUGCAUCUACCUGCAGAAAUUGCUCUCAACAUACUCUAUGUCGUAAUUGCAUCACAGACCGUACAUGUGGUUGGUGUGCAACUAGUGCUAACCCCUAUAAUGGAAAAUGCUUAAAAGGUGAUGCAAACUCAUCUUUCCAACAGUCCUGUAAUGCUAUUAUGCCCACAGGAACAAAUAUUACGUGGCACUACCAAUCUUGUCCAAUUAUUAAUGAAUGUCAACUAAACCUACAUAAAUGCCAUCAAAAUGCUACCUGCUCCGAUACCUCAAACGGUUAUGAAUGCAAAUGUAAUCGAGGUUUCAUUGGCGAUGGUUUCCAAUGUCACGAAACUUGCUAUGAAGAAUGUAUUAACGGAGAAUGUCCCCAAAAGCCACCAUUCAAAUGUCAAUGUAAGAAAGGUUGGACAGGACCUACUUGCAAUAUCGAUUGUGGUUGUAAUAAACGCAGUACAUGUAAUAAAGGUGUUGGAAUCUGUGAUCAAUGUGAAGCAAAUACAGCUGGGCCCAAGUGCGAACAUUGUCGCAUUGGAUUUUAUGGUAACCCUGAAAAUGGUGGAAGUUGCGUUCCUUGCCAAUGCCAUGGUCAUAGUCAGACAUGUAAUAUAGUUACUGGUCAUUGCCAUUGUGAUAACAGUACUACAGGAAAACAUUGUGAAGUAUGUGCCCUGGGAUAUUUUGGUGACCCAAAAAAUGGUGGUAUAUGUUAUCGCGAAUGCGAUGGUCGAACUUUAAUUGUAUCCAAUUCUACUACCGCUAUUGGUAUAUUGCCGUCAAGUUUACAAAAAAGAAAUCGACAUAAUACUUGUAUAUGGACAAUUGCAACGUCUAUGGAGAAUAGCCUCUAUACUAGUCAAUCUCAACGUGGUACAAAUGAACAUAUCUAUAUAGAAUUUGUGGAUACAUUUAAUACCUUGUGUUCAAUUCAGUUUGUUCAUAUUUACGAUGGCUAUCCAUUUGCAAAUACGAGUAGAAUCGAUCAGGCAUCAGGUAACUUAUUGGCUUCAUUCUGUGGUCAAGAAACUCCAAAACCUAUAACAUCUACCACUGGGGUUUUGACGGUAGUGGUUACAAAUCUCCGAUCAACUUCGGAUGCAAUGUUUAAAGCAUUUAUUAAGCACAAUCAUUGUCGCCGUAAUAGUGACUGUUUAGGCAAUAGACGUUGUGAAGGAGGUAUCUGUAAGUGUUUGGACGGUUAUUUAGGACUACUAUGUGAUCAGUUACGGUGCCCAAAUCAAUGUAAUGAACAAGGUCAAGGAGGAAAAUGCAAUAAGAUUACAGGUAAAUGCGAUUGUCUCAGGGGCUUUUAUGGAGUUGAUUGUAUGUCAAGGUUAAAAUCGAAACAGUUACUUUGGAAUACUUUAAUAUCAACACCGUCGAAUGAUGCAGACUUUUCAAGCCUUUUGGGUCAUUCGGUAGUUUAUCAUCAAAAUUCUGCGAUUAUAACAUUUGGUGGCUACCAGGAUGAAAUGAUAAUUUUCGGCGGUAUAACCGAUGAUGGAAUAAUUAGUAAUCAAAUCUGGCACUAUGAUAUCGUCAAUCAUGUUUGGGUGCAAAGCUCGAACAUGCUUCGUCGGCGUGCUGGACAUACUGCUACGAUAGCAAAAGGCAAGGUUUAUAUUAUUGGUGGAUAUUCGGACAGUCAGGGCUAUGUAACUGAGGAAGAGAUUUACUCUAUUGACACCAGAAAAUCCAGUCUUGCCUCAACCUUUGGAACACCUCCAGCAGGUAUAUACGGUCAUAGCGCGAUAUAUUAUCCAACAAGUGAAAGUAUCUACGUCUACGGAGGUUUCGGAUACUGGAUAGGAAAUGAAUCUAUGUCUUCCCGAAUCUUGAAACUGAAUGUUAACAACUUGAAAUUUUCGGUACUUUUUGGUGCUAAUGGAGCUAGCCGAUUAUUUCAUUCUGCAGUUCUUUACGAACAUAACAUGUAUGUAUUUGGUGGAAGCUUUUCAAAUGAUCAAAAUCCCUCUAUAUAUGCGACAUCGAGUUAUUCGAAUAACGUCGCAGCCUUUAAUUUAAGAUUCGGAAUUUGGCGAGCCAUUCAUCCUUCAAAAAACUGCGUAUUUAGCGAGCGGCCUAUUCCAUUUAUCAAUGUACAUGCAAUAGUUCGUUCUGGGAGCGUUUUAUUACUUGGUGGAUUCAAUGGGCAACCAUUUAGUAGAGCAUAUUCUUUAACUUUAACGAAUGAUACAUGCCAACUGAUUGAUAACUACCAGGAAUGUACCGGUGACACUUCUAUUAAUCAACAACUUUGUCCUUGGUGUAGUGUACGAUGUAGUUGGUGUCCUACUAAAGCUGGUUGUUUUUCUGAGUCAGAUAAUGGCCCCGACUGCAUUAAAUCUAGUCCAAGACUGAUUGAUUUUUGUCAAAGAUAUAGUAAUUGCAUUGAAUGUUUAUCCAGUGAUAAUUGUGCUUGGUUUACCGGUUGCGGAAUCAAAAUGUGUCGAUCUGUCAACACAGAUCCGAGAGAAAUUGCUAAUUUGAUUACAAGAACAAAAGGUCCUUGUGAAACCAGUUCUCUUACAAAAAUGACUACUGCUAGUAGCUGUAAAGAAAGAAGGUGCAAUUCACCAUCAUGCCAUUCAUGUAGUUGCUCUUGGAAAUCAGUUAAAGAUUAUUCACUAUUCCAUAAGACAGUUUUUAGUACUAGUACGUCGUAUGCAUGCGAACCUGCACAACACAUAACCACAAAUAGUGUCAUUAAUGAUUCUUGCCCAUCGAUUUGCCAAAAUCGUAAAAGUUGUUAUGAAUGUACUGGACAGUUAGCCGAUGAAGUAUCUGGUCACUGUGUUUGGAGUAUUUCCAAGUCAAAAUGUCUACCUCCGAGUGCCCUUCCAUUGAUCUGUGCUGGAGGAACUUGUGGCCAAUUGUUGAGCAGCCCUAAUCAUUGCCCUCGUCCAUGUAGGAACUUUAAGAAUUGUAGAAGUUGCAAUAGCCAAUUGAACUGCUCCUGGUGUGCAAAAUAUACCUUAGGAAAUUACUCGGGGCAAGGAAUUUGCAUGGAAUCAUCCAUGCAGAAGCAGUGCUUAAAUGAUAUUUUCCCAAGCUCUGCACUAAGUAAAAGCUUUACAUCUUGGAAUGUCCUUUCUUGCCCUAUGGAGAAUGAGUGUGAAAAUGGCAAUCAUGACUGUGUUGAUGUUGAAAAUUGCAUAGAUACUCCUACUUCUUUUAUUUGUAGUUGUGUCGCCGGAUAUGAAUUGCGAGGAGAAAAAUGCAUGCCUAUUUGCAAAGAUCGCUGCAAUCAUCAUGGAUAUUGCACUCAGCCUAAUAACUGUAGUUGCUAUACUGGUUAUGUCGGAGAAUAUUGCGAAAAGAAAUGUAACUGUAAUAGUCAUUCUACUUGUCCGAAUACUACUCAUACUGAUAUAUGCUUAAAGUGUCACAACAAUUCUCAGGGAAAAUAUUGCCAUGAAUGCAAGCCAUUAUUUGUAAAAUCCAUGCAUAACAAUGAUUCAAUAUGUACGUCCUGUUUAAAAUUUUGUAACUACCAUAGCAAUAUAUGUGUAUCGGAUGACCAAUACAAAAGUUUGCGAUCUGAUGGUGUAUUUCCAAGCCUGAAAGAGAUAUUAAAGAAGCAAAGUAUAGGCCCGAAUCAGCAGGAUGCUAUCUGUUUGAAUUGUAGUGGUAAUAUGGAGGGAAAGAAGUGUGAUCAAUGCAAGACUGGAUUCUUUCGCUUACACGAAAGUUCACCUUGUCAAAGAUGUGAAUGUAAUGGACAUGGAUUAGCAUGCAACAAAUUCGAUGGAUUAAAUUGUUCUUGUGCAGAUAAAACAAUAUCACCGUGCGAUCAUACCACUUCAGAUUGUCGAUACCGACAGUGUUCGAAAUGUCAAGCUGGUUACAAGGGCGAAGGGAUAGGUGGUCGCCAAUGUUAUAAAGAACUUGAAAUACAGAGAGGCUUAAUUGAAAAAGAACCAUUAUCAGCAGUAAAUUUAUCCACUAAUUUUCAUAUCUCAUCUAUCUAUUCCAACGUGGAUAUACGUAUUACUGUCUCCAUCUAUAAUGCAACAGCCGAUAUCUACAUUGCGAAGAAGUCAGAGGUAGUGCUUAUUGACCACGGAAUAAAUGGUAGAUACAUUAAUUUAGUGAAUAUAAGUAAAUCAGCUAUGACUGAGAUUGACAUUUCAAAGGAAAGACAUCAAAAUUAUAUAAUAUUUAAAAGGGAAAUCGUUAAACUGAAAGGAGUUUCCUUCAAAACUACAAUAAUCAUACCCAAAACUGGAACUUCUAAAGUCCAAGAAAGUGAUUUUUACGUAACCAUUUUUCCAACUAGACAUCAUGAACAAUCUUUCGCUACAAUCCAUUUUGAUCAGCCAUAUUCAAGCUUUAAUAUGCUUAUUUUUCUAGCAGCGUUCUUUACUUCGUUAUUUUUAGCCUUUGGUAUAGCCUUACUGAUUUGGAAAGUGAAACAAUACCGAGUUGUGCUCCAAAGGCAAGAAGCUGUAGAAGAUAUGAAAAGUAGACCAUAUCAGAUAUUCCAUCUUCUAUAUGAAAAUGAACGCAGUGGUAGCGUAGAAGGUGAAGCAAUGAAGGCGCCAUUAUGCGUUCAGCAAAUGAGAAAUAAAAACGUCCAAUUAGGAACAUUUAUGAUUCAACUACCAGCUGGAUGCAAUACAAAACUAUGUGUUGCAUCAACGUUCAUUCAUUCAACAUCUCAUGAAGCAAGCAAAUCGUCUAAGUAUAAUCUUUUCAAGAAAUUGAUUAAACACCAAAAGAAAAGCAUAGAUACAGCCAACAACGCUACUGCCUAUGAUGGCGACAAUGAUAGUGGUAGUAAUUCUAUUGAUACCAACUAUCAAGCAAAUGUUACGCCUACUACGAGGCAUAUCGUUUAUGAGACAAAUGUGUAA
This is a messenger RNA of Trichoplax adhaerens, 7944 nucleotides long. RefSeq lists its product as uncharacterized. Gene Ontology annotation, molecular function: protein binding; calcium ion binding. The record is from RefSeq and is a predicted model, not a curated record. NCBI's taxonomy places the organism in Eukaryota, Metazoa, Placozoa, Uniplacotomia, Trichoplacea, Trichoplacidae. Bases 1 to 7944 code for a protein of 2647 amino acids. The transcript has 31 exons.